CCCGUUCGGCCGGUUUGUCUUUGCGCCGAGCCGCGGCGGCCGUGAAGAUGGCGUCCACCAGCCGUUUGGAUGCUCUCCCAAGAGUCACAUGUCCUAAUCAUCCGGAUGCAAUUUUAGUGGAAGACUACAGAGCUGGUGAUAUGAUAUGUCCUGAAUGUGGCCUGGUUGUGGGUGACCGGGUGAUUGAUGUGGGAUCUGAAUGGAGAACUUUCAGCAAUGAUAAGGCUACAAAGGAUCCAUCUAGAGUUGGAGAUUCUCAGAACCCUCUUCUGAGUGACGGAGAUUUGUCUACCAUGAUUGGGAAGGGUACAGGAGCUGCAAGUUUUGAUGAAUUUGGCAAUUCUAAAUACCAAAAUCGGAGGACAAUGAGUAGUUCUGAUCGGGCAAUGAUGAAUGCAUUCAAGGAAAUCACUACCAUGGCAGACAGAAUCAACCUCCCUCGGAAUAUAGUUGAUCGAACAAAUAAUUUAUUCAAACAAGUAUAUGAACAGAAGAGCCUGAAGGGAAGAGCUAAUGAUGCCAUAGCUUCUGCUUGUCUUUAUAUUGCCUGUAGACAAGAAGGGGUUCCUAGGACAUUUAAAGAAAUAUGUGCUGUUUCACGAAUUUCUAAGAAAGAAAUUGGCCGGUGCUUUAAGCUUAUUUUGAAAGCAUUAGAAACCAGUGUGGAUUUGAUUACAACUGGGGACUUCAUGUCCAGAUUUUGUUCCAAUCUUUGUCUUCCUAAACAAGUGCAGAUGGCAGCUACACAUAUAGCCCGUAAAGCUGUGGAAUUGGACUUGGUUCCUGGAAGGAGCCCCAUAUCUGUGGCAGCGGCAGCUAUUUACAUGGCCUCACAGGCAUCAGCUGAGAAGAGGACCCAAAAAGAAAUUGGAGAUAUUGCUGGUGUUGCAGAUGUUACAAUCAGACAGUCCUACAGACUCAUCUAUCCUCGAGCCCCAGAUCUAUUUCCUACAGACUUCAAAUUUGAUACCCCUGUGGACAAACUACCACAGCUAUAAGUUGGAAUCAUACUAAUGCCACUAUUAAU
Molecule: messenger RNA, 1027 nt
Organism: Suncus etruscus (white-toothed pygmy shrew)
Lineage: Eukaryota; Metazoa; Chordata; Mammalia; Eulipotyphla; Soricidae
Gene: GTF2B
Product: general transcription factor IIB
Exons: 7
Coding region: 48-998 (316 amino acids)
Biological process (GO): transcription initiation at RNA polymerase II promoter; transcription preinitiation complex assembly
Cellular component (GO): nucleus; transcription preinitiation complex
Molecular function (GO): RNA polymerase II general transcription initiation factor activity; TBP-class protein binding
Source: RefSeq, a predicted model, not a curated record